AGCAGACUGACACCGGCUAAAGAAAAGAGAGAGAGGUGUCUUUAUUUUACAGGGGGGGCCUCCUUAUCCAGACAAAGGAAACCUGGCAAGAAAUGGUGGUGAAGGGCAACACGAGGCAAACGAGUUGUCCGGGCACCUUCUCUUCUGCAGCAAGCAGCUGAGGGCUGGAUAGACAGGAGACAUUUUGCAAGACUCUGCAAGUGAAGCAGUGCUAACCAGGCAGUGCUGGUCGAAAUGGCUGCCAAGCUUUUUGUUCUAAUCAACUGGCCCGAUGGCAGCCGCGUGAUCAACAUUGAAAACAUCAAAGAACCCCGGAAGCCGUUUCAUCUCUACACAGUCGGGGAGCAGGUGCUCGCCCGCUGCCCCGGCUUUAGUGGUCUGUACUGGGGGGUUGUGGAAGGCAUAAGCGAGCAGAAAGACAUCUUAGAGAAAAGGCUGCAGGGAGAUAGACAAGUCUUUGAGAAGCUAAAAGAAGAACCAGCAAUGCACAGUGGCUUGCAACCUCAGCCUAAGAAAUCAAGGAAGACAUUUCCAAAAUGGAUGCCAGGAAGCUCCCCUCGCAAAUACAACGAUGACCGGAGCUUCUCUGCCAAACCGCUGGGAGAGGAUGAAGACGUGGGUCUCCCGCGUGAUGCUGCUGUCUCCUCUCUCUUAAAGGAGAGGCGCAUCCUGAGUAGCAUGACCAGAUCCCCCUGCACCAUGUCAGCCCCUCAUCCCUCGUCCGCUGCCUUCAAAACACCAUCUCCAUUCCUGACCCUGGCUGUGCCGCUAACAUCCCAAAAUGAAGAAGCAAGACCUGGCACAGCUGGCAGAGAUUACAUCACCCGGCCAGUGAAAAGGAAGUCCGAAGGCAUUCUAGCUCAGUGUCAGCAGCACAUCUAUACUAACAGCUUUGAUGAACCAAAGACUGAAGGUUCCCCAGAAACAGGUGAUUUUGAAGUAGCCCAGAAAGAUUUUGGCUCUGGUGAAGUGGAAAGGACUGAGAAGAUUGAGCAACUGGAGAGACUCAUAUUAGACCUCCAGCGAGAGGUCGUCUCCCUGAAACGCAAGGUGCAGAGGCUGGAGUCUCUGUCCUUCCAGGAAGAACCCUACAGGCAGCCAUGCGAGGUGGUGGAACUGUUUAACGGCUACACAAAGGAGCAGUUAAAAGAGGCCAUCCGAUUCGACCAGAAAAUCAGCACAGCUUGCAAAACACUCCUCUACAAGCUGUUCACGUCCGACUACAUACAGAGCCACUCCAUCACGGGCAGGAGGGGGAACACCUUUCGGGAGGCUAAGCCCAUGAUGGAUGAGCGGUGCAUCAAAAUCAUUCGGGUGUUGCUGAAGCAGAAGUUUGGGGACCACCUGAGUGACACUGUCAUCACCGAGAAAAUCCAAAAUGUGCAGAAAGCCCUGAGGCAGAAAUUUAAAACUGAAUGUCUCUGAGAAGCAGGUGAUUCCAUCGCUCUUUUCCAAGGCAACGCUGUGCUCUAGAAUCCAGUGCACCGAGCAGUUUUUCCAAAACGUUGCUUUUCCUCUGUUGAUUUGCUGAUUCGGCCUCUGGGUUUCGCCGGGAAAGCUCGGUGAAAUAUCUUCUGGAAAACAGCACAUCAUUGCGGCUGAAAAGUCGGUUUGCGUUCACACAGCAGGGCCUUUUUACUCGGCAUUUUCCAAGUUUGACAUCAUUUUGCAAAACCCCUCUGGUUUACAAGUCAGGCCAGAGUGUCGCUAGUUUGGUUCCAUGUGUGAUGAACAAUUUUGGAGAGGAGCAAGACUUGGGCGGUUUCUACUGAAGAAGCCCCCAGAAAUUUGGAUGGGCAAUUCAGUCUGAUUCCUCUGUUUGAACACCUCGGGUGUGAACAACGAUGCUGAAAAUCUCACAAGAAGUAGAUUUCAAACCUGCACACUUUAGGAUGUGUAUUCCAGACGGACGGGCUCAGCCUUAAGAUAAACCAUUACCACUACCUAUGCACACACAGAGACAGAUAGUAUUGCAAAUUCAGCUCAAACAAAGCUAUAACCUCUGUGUGGACUUACGAACACCACCUGUAACCUUUUCGCUAGCCUCUGAUUCCUCACUUUCUCAUGGAUUACUUUGGCAGUAAACAAGACAGAGAGGAAGGGUCAAAGGGAGAAACACACCACCAAACACUGAAAAGGGCUGGGAGAGACAUUUUCUAAAUCUCUCUCUCAUAACACGCAAGGCAGUAGGCUGUCAAUACCAUCUGAAGCCUUGUAUCGGAAGACCUCACCAUUCAUGGGAAUGCAUUCUUGAGAUCACCGCAAAUGGCAAAAUCUGCAAACAUUGGGGUGCGGAGAGGUGUUCCCAACACAAAACAAACACCUUUUCCCCACCCACUGCUGGUUUCUGGCAGUGAUCAUAUACAAUAGUGAUGAAUUGUGAUUCUCAUGCUAUUUAUGUGUGUCAUAUUCCCCGUGAGAUUUCUGGGUAGCGUAGGGCUCAGGUAUUAGAGUGUGCUGAAAAAGUGCCCUCCCACUGGGUCACAUGGUUGGGCUGGUGCAGGGCAGGGCGUCCCGAAUAUGCGAAACCACAGGCACCGAAGCACUGAAUGGUGAGGGCUUCCUGUUGUCGUCAGAACAAAAAAUGUCACUGCGCAGGGCAAUGAACGUAACCUGAACAAAAGCAACCUGUGUGAACUGUCCAUGGAACUUAACAGGCUCUGGGCCCACCUGAUCUUCACGGGGAAUUUACAUCCCUCUCCUUACUCAACCCUGCUUCACCCCUGUCAGCUGCAGGCCCCAGCUUCUGCCAUGGCUAGAGCAAAAUAAAUCCCUUUGCUGCCACAAGUGUGUGUGUGGGAAUUUCCUGUGGCAAUAGUUAAACAUUAAGGCCGUGUCUUCACUACACGGAAGAUCGACGUUGCCACAAUCGAUCUUGCGGAGUGCGAUUCAGCGAGUCUAGGUAAAUCUCUAGGGGGUGAUACAGAACCAGAGCAUGUGUUUCUGGCCUCCAAAGGCCCUUGUAACAAAUCAAUCUCCAUCUACUUCGGGGGGAAACAAAUGUGUUCUGGGACAUUUCCGGGCAACAGGUCAUGUGGUCAAUCCCUUUGCAGGAAACGGCACCAUCUGACAUGUUCCCUGAGGUACAGCAAACGUGCACAGGAAAUGGCCGCCGUGACGCCACGCUGCUUUCAGCCUCCUCCCGUCUAGGCAGGGCCGGGCAAGGCCCUAAUGAGAGAGGGGUCACAUGCUUCCCUGUAGGCAAAUGAAAGGCAUCCUUAUCCCCUCUCCAUCCUUUGAGAAAUGGUUCCCGGUGCAGGGUGGAGAAGGAAGACACGGGCGGCAUUUAGUCACUGCCAGGUCACUGGCAGGGUAUUAUCAAAGGAAGUCAGGGUUGCUGAGAUGCUCCCAGGCGUGAACCUACAGGUGGAGCACAGCAGAGGAUCAAAAAUGCCGUUAGGAAACCAGUGGUCUCACCAUUGGGUUCUCUGGCUGCUCGAUACCUUGUCAGGGACCUGAGGUGAAAGGGAGGUGGUACGACCUGGUGCAGCGCUUCGGCAAGCAACUGGCCGGCAGGGGCACUUAGAUGCAAGGGGUAGAGU
Messenger RNA from Pelodiscus sinensis (Chinese soft-shelled turtle), 3542 nucleotides. RefSeq lists its product as uncharacterized. Gene Ontology annotation, molecular function: DNA binding. The record is from RefSeq and is a predicted model, not a curated record. Lineage: Eukaryota; Metazoa; Chordata; Testudines; Trionychidae.